Molecule: messenger RNA, 1220 nt
Organism: Oryza sativa Japonica Group (Japanese rice)
Lineage: Eukaryota; Viridiplantae; Streptophyta; Magnoliopsida; Poales; Poaceae
Product: xyloglucan endotransglucosylase/hydrolase protein 31
Biological process (GO): carbohydrate metabolic process
Molecular function (GO): hydrolase activity, hydrolyzing O-glycosyl compounds
Source: RefSeq, a predicted model, not a curated record
CAAAAACCUACCGAACGUGCACCGCGCAUUAUCUUGGAUCAAGCCCAACCACUACAACACUAGUUCUCGGGGCUGUUCGUGAGUUGGACUCUCCACUCCUCUGCUGCUCAGCUCUCCCUGUCCCUGUCCAUCAUGGCGUCGGAAUCCGAAUGCGUCGCCGUUGCUGAGCCGCCGCACGUGCACGUGCACCUGCACCCCGACGGCACGGAGCCACUGGCCCACAUCGCCGUCGACUACUGCCCCGAGGCCUGCCACCACGCCUCCGAGGACGGCGAGAUCCACGUCACCUACGACGACCGCGGCGGCGCGCGCUGGCGGUCCCGCUGCCGCUUCCUCCCAGGCGGCGCCGUCGCCGCCACCAUCCGCGCGCCGGCCGGGGACACCGCCGGCCUCAACUACAACCUCUACCUCUCCUCCCUCGAGGGCUCCCGCGACAUGGACGAGAUCGACUUCGAGUUCCUCGGCCACGACAAGUGCGCCGUGCAGACCAACUUCCACGUCGCCGGCGGCGGCGGGAGGGAGCAGAUCCACGUCCUCCCGUUCGACUCCUCCGACGGAUUCCACCACUACGCCAUCGCCUGGGGCGCCGACGCCAUCGAGUGGCGCAUCGACGGCGAGCUGAUCCGGAGGGAGGAGCGCGUCGCCGGCGAGCCGUGGCCGGAGAAACCCAUGUUCCUGUACGCGUCCGUGUGGGACGCCAGCCACAUCAACGACGGGAAGUGGACCGGCACCUACCACGGCCGCGACGCGCCAUACGUCUGCAGCUACAGGGAUAUCAGGGUGCCCCUUGCGCUCUCGUUGGAAGACGAGGAAGAUCCAUACAAGUGUGCAUGUGUAGGAGAUGCGUCUGCUGCCAUCGCCGCCGCCGAUGCUGCGGAACAGGUGGAUGCUGGAGAUGCGCCUGCUGCCGCCGCCGCCGCUGAUGCUGCGGAAGAGGUGGAUGCCGGGGAUGCGCCUGCUGCCACCGCGGCCGCCGAUGUUGCGGAACAGGUGGAUGCCGGAGAUGUGCCUGCUUCCGCCGCCGCCGCUGAUGCUGUGAAAGAGGUGGACGCCGGAGCUGGUAAAGAUUAGAUGAUUAGAUCUUUGCGCCUGUACUGUUGUUCGUUUCUGUCGUUGAUUUGUGGGGGAAACGUGUUUGAAGGUUUGAUUGUAACAAUAACAUGAAAUCUUGUAUAAGUUGGUUCAAUAAAAUGUCUGAAUUUUCUGCAUUUGGUUAUGAA